Molecule: messenger RNA, 1617 nt
Organism: Puccinia graminis f. sp. tritici CRL 75-36-700-3
Lineage: Eukaryota; Fungi; Basidiomycota; Pucciniomycetes; Pucciniales; Pucciniaceae
Exons: 5
Coding region: 1-1617 (538 amino acids)
Source: RefSeq, a predicted model, not a curated record
AUGGAUUUCUCAACCCUCGUCCUCCUUUCCAUUACCAUCGCCAUGAGUGGGAUGCAAUCUACGCUAGUUUCAGCGACACCAGUUCCCCAACUCUACUAUCCCAACCGAGUUGGUUACCCCGGGCCCUAUGGUCCAGGAGUUGGUCCAGGAAUAUAUGGAAAUGGCGUCGGACCAUAUGGGAAUGGAAUCUAUGGUAGACCUGGUAUUUACCGUCGACAAGUCGCCCCCUUGCCUUCGACCCCAGGAUCCAUGACGAUGACAACCCCGAUGAUUUCAGUUCACCCCAUGAUGCCCCAGACGGGCUCCGCUGCUUCCACGCCGGGCGGUCAACCUAUAGCUGGUCCCGGGCAACCGUCAGCUGGUCCGCCGUCUUCCAAGCCGAUGAACACGAUGAUCCACACGACGAAUGAGCCCACCGAUCCCACCACCAAAGGACCUGCCGGCGCACAAGCCUCCCCGUCCACCAUCAAUCAGGGUGUGAUCGGUCAAUCCAAUAGUCCAACACCUGUAUCACCUGCUGAAGCCGCCGGUAAACAGAUCACUCGUCGUGAGGCUCCUGCAUCACCUUCGCCAAACCCCAUGCCUCAAAGUACACCCUCGACCAGUUCUGGUCCAUCAGGCUCUCCCAUGAUGAUGGGCAUGGGCCCUCAGCUGACUGGCCAAACUUUGACCCCACAGACCGGGCAGAGCCAGAUGAUGACACCUGGGAUGAUGCCACCUUCUCAAAUGGCUGCACAUGGUCCGAUGAACGGGAUGAUGCCCCCUCCAGCCCCAUCAAGCGCACCAGGUUCAAUGAUCGGCAUGAUGCCCACUCCUCCCCCGCCGAACGGGCCAAGUCAGAUUCCUCCCAUGGCGCCAGGUGCGGGGAAACCUGCAAAUGUACGUCGUGAAGUGUCUUCCGCCUCCACCCCAGCCAACGCAACAGCUCCAUUAGAACUUUCCGCAAACGUUGCGCCAGUUCCUCACGCAGCGGGCGCUCAAGGUUUCCCGGCCAACACGUCUUCCACUUCUGCGCCCGGGUCAACGCUGCCGCUCCCUAAAGGCCCCCCGUCAUUGGCCAGCGCACCAACUUCCUUGUCCGGUCCCAACGGACCCGCUAGGGCCGUAGCCCGUCGUGAAUUGUCGGCCGCAGCUGCUGGAACCGCGUCCCCCGGAAACGCAAAUCCAAGUGCUCUCACUGCAACACCUCCGGCUGGGACACCCGGUCAAGGAUACCCGUCUUCCAUGGGUCAAAAUCCUGGUGGAUCUUCAGCUUACCCGGCCACCAUGAGCCAAUAUGGAUCUGGCUUGGCACCAACCCCUCAAACCACAGGCCCAAGCCCGUACGGCCCGAUGAAAGCUUCUUCAGGCGGUUAUCCGAUGAUGAACGGAGGAUCAAGCCCUUACUCUGCAACUCCGAUGGGUCAAAUGGCAGGCCAAAGUCCGUAUGGCUCAGCCUCAAUGAACCCUAACUCUCCCGGUACACCCGUUGUCUCGAUCCAAUAUCUCCCAAGCGCAAGCAACGCACCGCAAGGAAGCCCUCAAGGAGCAUCUGCUCCAAGUGGCCAAGCCCCUUCUCCUCCUUACGCUGCCGGUCAACCUAACUCAGCAUCCCGCUCACCAGCUGCUCCUCAAUAA